GUAGCCUCCACGCGGUGCCGUUGCUACGCGCGGCGACUCCGCCCCCACCACGCCGCCGCCUAUAUAACCGGCGCCCGAAUCGCCGCCGGGCCCCUCCUCCCCCCGCGCCCGCCUUCCACCACGCUCUGGAAGCUGUCCCCCCUUUCCGGAGAGCCGAGACCGAGAGAAGAGCUGGUCGGGAGAUGGCCGGCGAGAGCUGCGUCCCGCGGCCCCUGUUCGGCGGCGCCAUCUCCACCGCCCUCCCCUCCCGCUUCCAGGAGGUUUUUGUUGAUCCAGCCCGCGACGAGAGCCUCAUCUUCGAGCUGCUCGACCUCAAGGGCGAGGUGGACGACGCCGGCAGCGCCCUCUGGUUCCUGCGCGACAUCGCCAACGAGCAAGACGCCGGGGACAACUUGGUGGUUGAGCAUUCUGGGACACUCGAGCUAGCUGGUUUGCGUCUCGGAGAAGCACCUGCAGUGGCUGAAACUUCAGUUGCCCAACUGGCCGUCUCAAAAGGGAGGCAGGGCAGAGAAGCACAGAACAUUGUUCGACUUUACCUGGCAAACAUACGUCUCGAGAAUGCAGCAACUGAUGUACUUAUCACCGCAUACGAGCCACUUUUGAUAAACCCCUUGAGUGAAAGCGCUGCUGCAGUUGCUGCUGGUCCAGCCAUACCUGCUGAACAAGCUGGAUGCUUACUGAUGUCUGAGAUCUUCAAAGUUGCCGUGAUGAAUUUCAAUGUGCAUGAUUGGAGCCUUUUCAAUGGAGGCCCUUGAAGUAGCUGUUUUCUUGUUUUAGAUCUAGUACUAGGUAGUGUCUUACAAACGCCCCUAUGGACAUUCAUCCUGGCAUCAGUAGAAUUUGUCAGCUAAAUUGGAGUAGAAUGUAGUCAACUGAACCUGCUUGAUCAGUGGAGCCAAAUCUGUCUUUUGUGCUAAACGUGGGGCAUUUGAAUUGAGAUAUCCGAUGUGAGACCUAUCAAAAUUGUAAGGGAGAUGAUGCUUUUAAGUUUUGCUGGAUGUUUGAGAAGGGAAAGAUGUCAACGUACCUUGCAUUUCA
Messenger RNA from Panicum virgatum (switchgrass), 1038 nucleotides. RefSeq names its product ran guanine nucleotide release factor-like. Gene Ontology annotation, cellular component: nucleus. Bases 183 to 755 code for a protein of 190 amino acids. Gene Ontology annotation, biological process: protein import into nucleus. The record is from RefSeq and is a predicted model, not a curated record. Lineage: Eukaryota; Viridiplantae; Streptophyta; Magnoliopsida; Poales; Poaceae. Gene Ontology annotation, molecular function: guanyl-nucleotide exchange factor activity; small GTPase binding. The transcript is spliced from 6 exons.